Molecule: messenger RNA, 1215 nt
Organism: Cetraspora pellucida
Lineage: Eukaryota; Fungi; Glomeromycota; Glomeromycetes; Diversisporales; Gigasporaceae
Source: the annotation of a GenBank genome assembly
AUGUUAGAAGAUAGUAGACUUCUCAGGCUUCCAACCGAAACUUUGUAUAUUAUAAUGGAACAAUUAAAUAUAAAUGACCGAAAAAAUCUUUCUCAAACUUGUCGAUUGCUAUAUCGCAUGACAACCAAAUUUCGUUUCGGAUUUGUGUCACCUGAAUGGGAGGCUGUAAAUGUUGGAAUCACUAACAGUAACAUUAUCGCAUCUAAUUACCGAGAUGGUGUAUGGUCUAAUAAUAUAUUCUAUCUUGUGAUCUUUUUCAAAGAUCAACCAAUUUGUUGGUCUCUUAAUUUGGACGCCCGUCCGAUCACGUGGACUAGAACUAUAAUAGUUCUAGAAUCACCUGAUUCAUAUGAACCAGUUCGGUAUUGUGCCGCAGCGGUCAUUACAAACUCAAUGUAUAUAUUUGGUGGUGAAAAUAUAGAAACCGAAGAAUUAUCUAAUGUGCUCUAUAAAUUAGAUAUGACAUCUUUUAAAAUGGUUAAAAUAGAAUCUUCAGCAACCACCGCUCCUAGAAAGAUGCAUUCCCUUAAUGCUAUCAAUAGUGGACGUUUGGUAAUGUUUGGUGGACGAUGCCUGAUGAAUGGAGAAAUGUAUGAUACUCAACAUUUUGCCAUUUAUGACAUAAACAAUAGAUGUUGGUCUAAUAUAAAAUCAAAUAACAUACCUUAUCGACGUGCUUCGCAUAGUACAAUUGUAUUAGAUGAAAAACUCUACAUCUACGGUGGUCAACAAAUAAAUUCCUCUUCAGCAUCAACAGAAACACAGAUACACGAUGAUAAGGAUAUUCAUCUGUAUGAUGUUCGCCAAGAAAAUUGGAAUAAAAUUAUCGCACCUUACCCUGAUGGUUCUCGAUUAUCACCUACAUUAACUCUUCCGUCAGAUUGGAUAAAAACGGAUGGAAGUAAAGUCGGAAGAAGAGUACAUGCUGCGAUAUUUUCAAUGAGCCAACGUAUCAUUAUUUUAGGUGGAAAGGAAAGAGAUAAUUUUCGAUAUGAAAAUGAGACAAAUGAGGGACGACCAUGGGAGCUCUUAAAAUCUUUAUCAUUGGAAGAACGUAAUUGGGAUCAUAUAAGAAUUAAAGGAUUGCCACAGAUGGGUUGCGUCGCUGUGGUUGGCGAAUAUAAAAGUGAAACAAAAGGCAUAUUUGUCGUCGGAAAGGUUCAUAAUGAUGAUGAUUUAAUUAUGGGUUGGAUUAAAGAUUCUAUUGACAUAUGA